Molecule: messenger RNA, 1626 nt
Organism: Microthlaspi erraticum
Lineage: Eukaryota; Viridiplantae; Streptophyta; Magnoliopsida; Brassicales; Brassicaceae
Source: the annotation of a GenBank genome assembly
AUGGCAUCCAUGGCGGCUCGCAGAGUCUCUUCUCUGUUAUCUCGAUCGUUUUCAGCUUCAUCUCCUUCUCUGUUCCGUUCUCAAGGGAGAAAUGGUUACAGUGGAAGUAGGAUCGUAAGGAGAUUCGGAACCUCUUCUGCAGCUGAAGAAAUCAUAAGCCCAUCUGUUCAAGUCUCUUACACACAGCUCCUCAUCGAUGGGAACUUCGUAGACUCUGCUUCUGGUAAGACGUUCGAGACUCUUGAUCCGCGAACAGGGGAAGUCAUUGCGCACGUAGCUGAAGGAGAUGCAGAAGAUAUCAAUCGUGCGGUGAAAGCUGCAAGGAAGGCCUUUGAUGAAGGACCUUGGCCUAAGAUGACUGCUUAUGAAAGGUCAAGAAUAAUGCUGAGAUUUGCUGAUUUGGUUGAGAAACACAGCGAAGAGCUUGCGUCUCUAGAGUCAUGGGACAAUGGGAAGCCUUACCAACAAUCUUUAACAGCUGAAAUUCCAAUGCUCGCCAGAUUGUUCCGCUACUAUGCUGGAUGGGCUGAUAAGAUUCAUGGGAUGACAGUUCCAGCAGAUGGAAACUAUCAUGUUCAGACACUGCAUGAACCAAUAGGUGUAGCUGGACAGAUCAUUCCGUGGAACUUUCCACUUUUGAUGUUUGCAUGGAAAGUUGGUCCUGCUCUUGCUUGUGGUAACACCAUUGUCCUCAAAACCGCUGAGCAAACGCCUCUCACUGCUUUCUACGUCGGCAAGCUUUUCCUUGAAGCUGGUCUUCCUCCGGGUGUUCUGAAUAUAGUUUCUGGAUUCGGUCCAACAGCUGGUGCUUCACUUGCAAGUCACAUGGAUGUAGACAAGCUUGCUUUCACAGGAUCGACUGAUACGGGCAAAGUCAUACUUGGAUUAGCUGCUAACAGCAAUCUCAAGCCGGUGACUUUGGAACUUGGAGGGAAAUCACCGCUCAUUGUGUUUGAAGAUGCUGAUGUUGAUAAAGCUGUAGAGCUUGCACACUUUGCUCUCUUCUUCAACCAGGGGCAAUGUUGCUGUGCGGGGUCUCGAACAUAUGUUCAUGAGAAAGUGUAUGAUGAGUUUGUUGAGAAAUCAAAGGCGCGUGCAUUGAAACGUGUAGUUGGUGAUCCUUUCAAGAAAGGCAUUGAGCAGGGUCCUCAGAUCGAUUCAAAGCAAUUUCAGAAAAUUUUGAAGUACAUAAGGUCAGGUGUAGAAAGCAAUGCUACUCUUGAAUGUGGUGGGGAUAAGAUUGGAGACAAAGGUUACUUCAUCCAACCUACAGUCUUCUCUAAUGUUAAGGACGACAUGCUUAUCGCUCAAGACGAGAUUUUCGGUCCAGUUCAAUCAAUCUUAAAGUUCAGGGAUGUGGAUGAGGUGAUAAGGAGGGCGAACGAUACGAGGUACGGGCUAGCGGCAGGGGUAUUCACAAAGAAUCUGGACACAGCAAAUAGGGUUUCGAGGGCUUUGAAAGCUGGCACCGUUUGGGUUAACUGCUUCGACGUCUUUGACGCAGCCAUUCCCUUUGGUGGUUACAAGAUGAGUGGCACUGGCAGAGAGAAAGGUAUUUACAGCCUCAAUAAUUACUUGCAAGUCAAGGCAGUCGUCACUGCUCUUGAUAACCCUGCAUGGAUCUGA